CACUAUUAUUUCACUUCCUUCAAAAUCAGACUCUUCGUUUCUCCUCAAGUCUCUCUAGAAAACUGUAAAAUCACUUCGAGCUCAAAACUCUCCACGACGAUGGCGGUUCCGAUCGAUCUCCUCAACAACGCCGAAUCAUCCGAUGAAGACUUCAGCGACUCCGAAAUUUCCUAUUCAUCGGAAGACGAAUCCAUGGAAGACGAACCAUCGGAAGACGAAACGUCGAAUUCGGAAAUCGCCAACGGAAGAGAAACUGAGCGUGAUCGUAGCGAGAAGGAGAGGUUUUGGGUGCAGUAUCCUUAUCUGAAGAGUUUUCUGAGCACCAUUGUCGCUGAAGGUUUGAUUCCUGAAUACUUUGCAUUUGAGAGAGCCAAGCUUAUUGGUGAUGAGAAGGCCAAAGAGUUGAAUGAGAGAGUCAAGGCUUUGUCUAUCAUGUAUCUCGAGCUGUUCAGCAAAAAGUGUGAGCUCGUUGCUUCUGCCAUCACCGCAAUGAAAUCCGCAAAUUGAUUUGCUUUCUGGUUUUGUUUGAAAUCGUCUUUUUUUGAAAAAACAUUGAAUCUUUGUGGGAACCUUUUAUGAUAUUGUUGGUGACUUGGUGUGGCUUUUGUCCUCGGAAUGCUUUUCGAUGAAAUCGUUUAUGUUUGGUA
Messenger RNA from Eutrema salsugineum, 647 nucleotides. RefSeq lists its product as uncharacterized. The transcript has 2 exons. Bases 100 to 507 code for a protein of 135 amino acids. The record is from RefSeq and is a predicted model, not a curated record. Lineage: Eukaryota; Viridiplantae; Streptophyta; Magnoliopsida; Brassicales; Brassicaceae.